UAUAUGUUGCCAUUGGGUAACAUUAUCAGAAAACAUGGCAUUAAUUUUCACUGCUACGCUGAUGACACUCAGCUGUACUUAUCAAUGAAACCAAAUCAGACUGAUCAAAUAGAUAAACUCAGUGCCUGUGUGAAGGACAUCAAAACCUGGAUGACCUUGAAUUACCUGCUCUUAAAUCCUGAAAAAACAGAGGUCAUUGUCGUUGGUCCCAAAGGUCAAAGAGAUUCUCUGUCAGACCAGAUAUUCUCACUCGACAAUGUGAAUAUAGCUUCUAGCCCUACUGUAAAAAAUCUUGGAGUCCUAUUUGAUCAUAAUCUCUCAUUCACAGCCCAUAUAAACCUAGCUUGUAAAACCGCAUACUUUCACCUGCGAAAUAUAACUAAAAUUAGAAAUAUUUUACCUAAAAACGAUGCUGAAAAACUCAUCCAUGCAUUUGUUACUUCCAGACUUGAUUACUGUAAUUCCCUGCUUGCCGCCUGCCCCAAAAGUACUAUAAGGAGCCUCCAGUUGGUCCAAAAUGCAGCGGCCAGAGUCCUAACAGGAACUAAAAGAAGAGACCACAUCAGUCCUGUACUAAAAUAUCUGCACUGGCUUCCUGUCGAGCUUAGAAUCAAAUUCAAAGUCCUCCUCCUGACAUACAAAGCCCUAAACGGUAUGGCCCCAUCCUAUCUGCAAGAUGCUAUUGUCCCGUACCAGCCAAACAGAGCACUCCGCUCUCAGAAUGCAGGACUAUUAGUGGUUCCUAGAGUGUCCAAAAGUACAGUGGGAGGGAGAGCAUUCAGUUACCAAGCUCCUGUGCUAUGGAAUCAACUCCCUGCUGAUGUUAAACAGGCCCCCACAGUCUCUGUAUUUAAGACCAGGCUUAAAACCUUC
Periophthalmus magnuspinnatus is the source of this 873-nucleotide messenger RNA. RefSeq lists its product as uncharacterized. NCBI's taxonomy places the organism in Eukaryota, Metazoa, Chordata, Actinopteri, Gobiiformes, Gobiidae. The transcript has a single exon. The annotation marks the transcript as partial. The record is from RefSeq and is a predicted model, not a curated record.